Molecule: messenger RNA, 931 nt
Organism: Hydra vulgaris (swiftwater hydra)
Lineage: Eukaryota; Metazoa; Cnidaria; Hydrozoa; Anthoathecata; Hydridae
Product: melanopsin-B
Biological process (GO): G protein-coupled receptor signaling pathway; cellular response to light stimulus; phototransduction
Cellular component (GO): photoreceptor outer segment; plasma membrane
Molecular function (GO): G protein-coupled photoreceptor activity
Source: RefSeq, a predicted model, not a curated record
CUUGGUACAAACCAUUCUGCAAAAAACAUUUCAUUUGCAUGGGAAUAGUUUAAAACUUUCUUUAAAUGGACGCAGAACAAAUUUCGUUAACAUUUAUUGCUCUAAUGGCUAUUAUUGGAAAUAUUGCAUCACUGUACUGUCUUGCCAAAAGAAGGGUAAACAACUACAUUAUUUUGUGUGUAAACUUAUCCGUUAGCGCUGAAGUUCAAAGCAUAUUUGGUUAUUUACCAACCCUUUUUUUCAAUAAAAGCUCAAUAAAACCAUCGCUUUUGUGCAGGUUAGCAGCAUUUUUUACAGCAUUCCCAUCAUUUACAUGCAUUUCGAUUCUCACUGCUGUUGCAAUUUCAAGAAUGUUUUUACUGGAAAAACCGUUUCUAAGCAAUUACGGCUGUUAUCGACCUUUAUUUUACAAAAUAGGAAUGGUAUCUUGGGUUUACUCUAUAGUUUGGGCAGCUUUACCUCUCCUGGGAUUUUCUUCUUAUACAGUAGAAGCUACAGGUUCUCGUUGUUCCAUUAAUUGGACGCCUAAACGUGUAUCGGAUAAAAUAUUUUUAAUAUUGCUGGUAGUAUUUAUGUAUUUAAUACCACUAAUUAUAAUUUUAGUGUCGUGUUCUUACACAGCAAGAGUGAUUCAUCUUAAGUUAACAUACUUCUCAUGUACUUACGGUAAAGAGAACAUUGAAACAAAAAGGUUUAAAAAAAAAGAAAAAAAAGCAGUUUUGUCUUUUUCAAUUAUGGUUUUGUCAUUUCUUUUAUGCUGGACACCGUACGCAACAAUCGGUAUUUUAUCAACCUUUACAUCAUUAACUACUCCAAGUUUACUUUUAAAAAUAGCAGCACUGCUAGCCAAGUUUUCCGCGGCUAUCAACCCAUUAAUAUACUGCACUAAAGACAACUUGUUCUACAACUUAACUAUUGCUUUUAAAUUGCG